UGUGUUUAAGCACGAGGCAGUAAUGCGCGCGAGCUUAUGUGUGACAUUGAUGUGCGCGAGCUUAUGUCAGACAGCUCGUGGCGGUUUAAAAAGGCUAGCUAGCCGGUUAGCGGACACUCGACGGUUUUGUGAAGUAACUUAUGAAACACCAAUGACCUUCCUAUCCUACCCGACCAACCAAUUCUAGUUAACUUGUAUUUGUUUAUAGUGCUUUUUAUUUUUCUUUGUCUACAUUUUGACACACAAUUUAACUAAAAAAUCAUACUCAUCAUCAGAAGAAGAGGAGGAGGAAGAAACCCCACCUGUCAAAAAAAGACUGCCAAAUGCACCAAGACCCCCUGCCCCACCUCAAAGACAGAAACAACACAGUUCAAAACACAAUGCACCUACCAUACAACAGGACACAUCAAGGUGGUACAACCAUUGUACAUCGAAAGAAUCCUCACAGGGACCAGGACACGCCCAGGGUGUCCUACCUAAUUUCAAUGCACCUAACAUACAAGACAACCAGUCAACACAGGCAGAACCCUCUCAGGGAACAGGAAAUGGACAGCAUGUUCUAGCUUAUUCACCUACCGUGCAACACGAAACGUCAUUUUGGCCCAUGUCCAACCAGUCCACAUGGGCGGAAUCCUUUCAGGGACCAGGACAUGCCCAGGGUGUCCUACCUCCCAUCAGUGCACCUACCGUACAACACAAAGCGUCAUUGUGGCCAAUGUCCAACCAGUCCACAUGGGUGGAAUCCUCCCAGGGACCAGGACAUGCCCAGGGUGUCCUACCUCAUGUCAGUGCACCUACCGUAAAAGAAACAUUACAGUGUCCCAGGUCCAACCAGUCCACAUGGGUGGAAUCCUCUCACAGAACAGGACAUGGACAGGGUGUCCUUCCUCAUGUCAGUGCACCUACCGUAAAAGAAACAUUACAGUGGCCCAGGUCCAACCAGUCCACAUGGGCAGAAUCCUCUCAGGGAACAGGACAUGCCCAGGGUGUCCUUCCUCAUGUCAGUGCUGUAGAUAGGACUGUCCUGGAGGCACUGCGGGAGAUCGACCUCAAAAUAGGUUACUUAACAUCACUUGAGUCAUUCAUUGGUGGCCGCCGGAUUCUGCCCACACAACAGCUUGCAGGCGAAGAAGAGGUUAAUUUUAUUCCUCUAAAUUCAAUUGAAGACCUUGAAAAUAUGGAAGAAAGACUUCAGAACAAUGAACUGAGGCAAAGGAUGAUUAGCAUGCUGUCACUUAGUGGAGGAGCUUCCAUGCAAAAAACUAUUUGGAGAAUUGCCAGCAAGUUAUUAACCGCUGACCUGGCGAAAAACCUGAACUGGUGUGGCAGGGGGAACAAGCGAGGUCUAAAGAAGACUUUAUUUGGACAAAUGAUUAUUGGUGCAGCCAUGAAAAACCCAAUUCUACCAGCGCCGACUGAGGCAGAUGCCGAAAAAUGUUUAAAAAGACUACCUGGCUGGCACCAGGGAGGCGUUAAUAUCUAUUUUUGGUUAUAAUUCAUUUUAAUUAUUUUUACAGUUAAUAAAUAUUUUUGUUUAAAGUUGAUUUAAAUUAUUCUUACAGAUAAUCACUAUUUUAGUUUAAAGUUAAUUUUUAUUUUUCAUGACAAUUAAUCAUUCUUCUAUUUGUUUAAUAUCUAAUG
Molecule: messenger RNA, 1641 nt
Organism: Astyanax mexicanus (Mexican tetra)
Lineage: Eukaryota; Metazoa; Chordata; Actinopteri; Characiformes; Acestrorhamphidae
Exons: 11
Coding region: 605-1495 (296 amino acids)
Source: RefSeq, a predicted model, not a curated record